AUAUGGGGUCAGAAGCUCCAAGCUCCCAGAACCCCAGCUGUAAGAUCAUGACCUUCCGUCCCACCCUCGAGGAGUUUCGCGACUUUGGGAAGUACAUCGCCUACAUGGAGUCGCAGGGAGCUCACCGCGCGGGGCUCGCCAAGGUGAUUCCUCCCAAAGAAUGGAAACCCCGCAAAACAUAUGACGACAUCGAUGACAUGGUUAUCCCAGCCCCUAUUCAACAGGUGGUUACUGGGCAGUCGGGGUUAUUCACCCAAUAUAACAUCCAGAAGAAACCAAUGACUGUGGGAGAGUACCGGCGUCUGGCCAACAGCGAGAAAUACUGUACUCCCCGCCAUCAAGAUUUUGAAGACUUAGAGCGUAAAUACUGGAAGAACCUGACAUUUGUCUCCCCGAUUUAUGGGGCUGAUAUCAGCGGCUCGCUAUACGACGCCGACGUGGACGAAUGGAAUAUCGGCAACCUGAACACGCUGUUGGACAUGGUGCAACACGAGUGUGGCAUUAUUAUAGAAGGGGUAAACACUCCCUACCUCUACUUUGGCAUGUGGAAAACGACAUUUGCUUGGCAUACAGAGGACAUGGAUCUGUACAGCAUCAACUACUUGCAUUUUGGGGAACCAAAAUCCUGGUAUGCCAUACCCCCGGAACACGGCAAGAGGUUGGAACGCCUGGCGAAAGGAUUUUUCCCAGGAAGCUCUCAGGGAUGCGACGCUUUUCUCCGCCAUAAGAUGACCCUCAUUUCACCCUCGAUCUUGAAGAAUAUUCCUUUUGACCGGAUCACGCAGGAAGCCGGAGAGUUCAUGAUCACGUUUCCUUACGGUUACCACGCUGGCUUCAAUCACGGCUUCAACUGCGCCGAGUCCACCAACUUUGCCACUUUGCGAUGGAUCGACUACGGAAAAAUGGCAACCCAGUGUACUUGCCGCAAAGACAUGGUGAAGAUCUCCAUGGACGUCUUUGUGAGGAUUCUGCAACCAGAACGUUACGAUUUGUGGAAACAAGGAAAAGACAUUUGUGUCCUGGACCACAUGAAACCCACGGCUCUGACUAGCCCAGAGCUGGAUGCCUGGAAUGAGACAAAACUGGAGUUGAAGGCUAGAGUGCUUCGCAGGAUAGGAGAUGAGGAAGAGGACAACAAACACCGGUCUCAAAGAAAAAGAAGUCAACCCAGAAGACAUAAAACGGAGGAUCAGAAGUCUCUCGGGGACGUCAUGGCUGUCGAAACUGCCUUGGAAGAUGUGAAAGUAAAAGAAGAGCUGAAAAGGGGGCCGGAUCUAGAGGAAGAGGAGAGGAGCAAAGUGCUUGAGGGAGAAGGUGAGGGUGACUGCAAAGGGAAAGCUCGACCUCCGAAAGCAAAAGGCGAGAGGAAAAAGAAGCACCUUUUCCACCAGCACCACCUGCCA
Apaloderma vittatum (bar-tailed trogon) is the source of this 1403-nucleotide messenger RNA. RefSeq names its product lysine-specific demethylase 4B-like. NCBI's taxonomy places the organism in Eukaryota, Metazoa, Chordata, Aves, Trogoniformes, Trogonidae. The annotation marks the transcript as partial. The record is from RefSeq and is a predicted model, not a curated record. The transcript is spliced from 11 exons. Gene Ontology annotation, cellular component: nucleus. Gene Ontology annotation, molecular function: histone H3K9 demethylase activity. Gene Ontology annotation, biological process: chromatin remodeling.